Gekko japonicus is the source of this 1863-nucleotide messenger RNA. RefSeq names its product solute carrier family 2, facilitated glucose transporter member 11-like. Gene Ontology annotation, biological process: monosaccharide transmembrane transport. The coding region runs from base 137 to 1651 and encodes 504 amino acids. Gene Ontology annotation, molecular function: hexose transmembrane transporter activity. The transcript has 12 exons. The record is from RefSeq and is a predicted model, not a curated record. Lineage: Eukaryota; Metazoa; Chordata; Lepidosauria; Squamata; Gekkonidae. Gene Ontology annotation, cellular component: membrane.
GGCUCUGGGGGCACCAGCAGGAGGAGGAGGAAGAAGAAGAGCCUGCGGUCACUCCUGUCCCUGCUGGCCAUCUCUCGCAGUCUCCGACCGUAGCUCAGCUCCCUUUGCAGGGAAGGCAACCAGCCUGGUGCUGAAGAUGGAGUACCAACCACUGCUGAAAGGCACUGGACACCCCAGCAAGCUUCCGACUUGGACUCUCUUCCUAGCCACGUGUGCUGCCGGCAUCGGAGGGACCUUCCAGUAUGGGUACAACGUCUCUGUGAUCAAUGCACCCACCGAGCACAUCCACAGGUUCUUGAACGAGAGCUGGCGGGAGCGCCAUCAAGCGGCCCUCAGUCCCGGCAUGCUGACCCUGCUCUGGUCCACCGUGGCGUCCAUCUUUUCGCUCGGAGGCCUGUUUGGGGCACACUUGGGAGGCAGCUUGGCCAUCCGGCUUGGCAGGAAAGGAGGUCUGUUGACAAACAACGUCAUAGCUAUCCUUGCCGCUCUCCUGAUGGGCAUUAGCUCACCAACGGGGCUCUUUGAAUUACUAAUCGUUGGGAGAUUCUUGAUCGGCAUGAACACAGGCAUUGGCCUCUCCCUGCAGCCCCUCUACAUAGGAGAAGCCGCCCCAAAGCACCUCCGAGGGACGAUGACCAUGGGAAGCUCCAUAUUCCUGACGGGGGGGAUUCUGACGGGACAAGUCGUUGGCUUAAGGGAGCUACUUGGUGGGGAAAAGUACUGGCCUUUCCUGCUCUCCAGCUGCUGCUUCCCGGCCUUUUUCCAACUCUUGGCCCUUCCCUGGUUUCCAGAAAGUCCCCGGUACCUCUUCAUCGACAAAGGGGAUGAGGUGAAAUGUAUCCAAGCUCUGAAGCGCUUUCAUGGCCCUCUGCACUACCAGAUGGAAAUGGAGGACAUCCAGAGGGAGCGUGUUGCCCUUGGGGGCGAGAAGCCCAAGAAGCCCUGGGAACUCUUCACGGACCGCAGCGUCAGGUGGCAGCUCAUCACCAUCUUCCUCAUGCCGAUGGGCCAGCAGCUGAGCGGGAUCAAUGCGAUUUACUUCUACGCCAGUUAUGUCUUUGCGGAAGCGGGAAUCCCCUCGGCCAAGAUCCCCUACGUGACCCUGGGGACGGGGGCGUGUGAGUGCCUCACUGCCCUCACCUGCGGCCUGCUGAUUGAGUCCAUGGGGAGGCGGCGCCUCAUCCUGGGUGGCUACUCCCUGAUGACUGUCUGGUGCGUGGUGCUGACCUGCUCUCUGACAUACAAGACACACCCCUGGGCACCGUAUCUGAGCAUGGCUUCGAUAUUUGCUUUCAUCCUAAGCUUUGGCCUCGGACCAGGUGGAGUGACGAACAUUUUGACGGCAGAGCUGUUCAUGCAGUCCUCGCGCCCCGCUGCCUACAUGAUCGCAGGGUCCAUGAGCUGGCUGAGCUUCUUCACCGUUGGGAUGCUCUUCCCCUUCAUCGUGAAAGGUCUCAAACAGUAUUGCUUUCUUGUGUUUUUGGUGGAAUGCUUCUUGGUUGCCAUUUUCAUCUUCUUUGUUAUUCCUGAAACAAAAAAUAAAACUUUUCUGGAAAUUAAGAGAGAAUUUCACAAGCUCAACUUUGGCAGAAGAAUCCCAGAGCCCAAGGGAGAACUAUGCGAGAGACGGAAACUCAGCUGUGAGUUCUAGAGGGGGUGUGGCACACGGGCUUUCCAGCCAGCCAGGAAACGGAGCGCUCAGAGAGUCUGCUGGCAACGCGCCAUGGCCCCUCCGGUGUGACGAUGACGACCCACACGGCACUCUGACUCCAGGGCGCUUGCUGGCCACACAGUUGUAUAUGCUUGGCUUUCCUCUGCACAUGCCUUGUAGCCUGCACAAGGUCCCAGUUAAAUAAUAAAAAA